Molecule: messenger RNA, 939 nt
Organism: Yarrowia lipolytica CLIB122
Lineage: Eukaryota; Fungi; Ascomycota; Dipodascomycetes; Dipodascales
Biological process (GO): protein deubiquitination; proteasome-mediated ubiquitin-dependent protein catabolic process
Cellular component (GO): proteasome regulatory particle, lid subcomplex
Molecular function (GO): metallopeptidase activity; proteasome binding; protein binding
Source: RefSeq, a predicted model, not a curated record
AUGGAGCGAUUUCAGCGAAUGCUACAGACCGGGGGCCUCGGUGGUCCCGGUGUUGGAGGAGGUGAUGGACCUGUGGUCGACAACUCAGAGACUGUCUACAUUUCCUCAUUAGCUCUUUUGAAGAUGCUGAAGCAUGGACGAGCUGGUGUCCCCAUGGAAGUGAUGGGACUUAUGCUGGGAGAGUUUGUGGACGACUACACAGUUCAUGUCAUUGAUGUGUUUGCCAUGCCCCAGAGUGGUACUGGUGUCUCCGUUGAGGCCGUUGAUGAUGUGUUCCAAACACGAAUGAUGGAUAUGCUUAAACAGACCGGUCGAGAUCAGAUGGUCGUCGGAUGGUACCAUUCACAUCCCGGUUUCGGCUGCUGGCUGUCGUCUGUGGAUAUCAACACCCAACAAUCGUUUGAGCAGCUCAACAAGCGAGCAGUGGCAGUGGUGGUGGAUCCCAUUCAGUCGGUCAAGGGUAAGGUUGUAAUUGACGCCUUCCGACUGAUUAACACAAACUCGGUGCUUUUGGGCCAGGAGCCUCGAUUGUCGACCUCCAACGUGGGUCAUCUUAACAAGCCCACAAUCCACGCCCUGAUCCACGGCCUGAACCGACACUACUACUCCAUUAACAUCAACUACAAGAAAACUCCCCUGGAUGAGAAGAUGCUGCAGAACCUGCACAAGAGCAGUUGGACCUCUGGUCUGGAGAUCCAGAACUACGAGACCCAGGAGUGCAACAACGCCAACGCUGCACAGAAGAUGGUCAAACUGGCCAUUGAGUACACCAACCGAGUGCAGGAGGAGCAGGAGAUGACCGAGGACCAGCUCAAGACUCGAUAUGUCGGAAAGCAGGACCCCAAGAAGCAUCUUGAGGAUGCUGUUACUGAUAGACUGGAGGAGAACAUUGUUUCUCUCAUGGCUGGAAACGUCGACAACGUUGCUUUCCAGGCGUAG